CGCAAGUCUCUGCUCGCCGACGACAAGAUCAAGUCUGAGCUCAGGAGAAGUGCACGAGAUCGAGCAAAGUGUCAUCGAAUCAGCCAUCGAUGGCUCCACUCUCGAGCUAUAAGAUGACCAUGAAAGCCGAUUGUUAGCUCCGUAGUUGCAGAGCAGAACAGUGUAAUUUUGAAGCAGAGUUCACGAGAGCUAAAGCAAGGAAGGAAAUGGAGCCACUGGAGCGGAUCAAGUCUGGCUUUGAACACUUCAAGAAGGAGGUCUACGAGAAGAAGCCCGAUAUGUUUGCUCAGCUCAAGGAGGGUCAAAGCCCCAAGUUCAUGGUGUUCGCGUGCGCCGACUCCCGCGUGUGCCCGUCGGUGGUGCUCAACUUCCAGCCCGGUGAAGCCUUCGCCGUCCGCAACAUAGCCAACAUGGUGCCUCCCUAUGACCAGACGAAGUGCUGUGGUGCCGGAGCAGCCAUCGAGUACGCUGUGCACCAUCUCAAGGUGGAGAACAUAGUGGUGAUGGGUCACAGCCGAUGCGGUGGGAUCAAGGGGCUCAUGUCCAUCAAGGACGACGGCACCACCAGCACUGACUUCAUCGAGGACUGGGUGAAGAUAUGCAAUGCGGCAAGAGAGAAGGUGAAGGCGGAGCACUCGGCACUGUCUUUGGAAGAUCAGUGCACUCGGUGCGAGAUGGAGGCUGUUAAUGUGUCCCUCCAAAACCUAAAGACCUAUCCCUUUGUGAAAGAAGCUGUGGAGAAGAAUUCCCUGAAGCUGAUCGGAGCCCACUACGAUUUCGUUAGUGGCAGCUUGGAGACAUGGGAGAGCUGAGCCGAUCGAUCCUUCACCACUUGGCGCUGAGGAUCCCAUGUUUCUCAGUAAUAAAUCAUGCUUUUGAU
Messenger RNA from Musa acuminata AAA Group (dessert banana), 880 nucleotides. RefSeq names its product beta carbonic anhydrase 2, chloroplastic. Gene Ontology annotation, biological process: carbon utilization. The transcript has 8 exons. The coding region runs from base 207 to 812 and encodes 201 amino acids. Lineage: Eukaryota; Viridiplantae; Streptophyta; Magnoliopsida; Zingiberales; Musaceae. Gene Ontology annotation, molecular function: zinc ion binding; carbonate dehydratase activity. The record is from RefSeq and is a predicted model, not a curated record.